GGGAAAUGAGACUCUGGAAUCAGUUUCUGAUCAGUCAGCUACUAGACAGUGGAACAUACUGCAGCUGUGAUAAUAAGAUAUGAUCAUAAUGGUGAACAUUAUUCUGGUACCCCUUUGGACAGCAAUGGCAAUUCAGCCAAAUUUGUUGCAGGCUAAAGGAAUUCAGGUUCUUCCCCCUGUUAACUUCACCCUCACAGUCACUGCACUAGCAGAAGUACUUUUACAUUGGAAACCAAACCCUGAUCAACAACAGAACUACACUGUUAUCUAUGAUGUGGAAAUCAUUUCUCCUGUACAGGAAAUGUACGAUACAAAGCACACCCAUAGUACUCGUACAGUGGUGCUCCAUGAUGGUUUUUCUGCACAAAUUCGGACACUGCUUUUCUAUAACAGCUCAAAAAUAGGAAGUGAGUGGGUCACAGAAGAACUCCCAGCCCUCGCAGGUGAUGCUGAGACAUCAGUCACUAACUUAUUCUGCAUUGUUUACACUGCCAGUUAUAAUACACCAUCUCUUCACUGCAACUGGUUUGCUGGUAAACAGGCACCAACAGAUACAGUAUACUUACUAUUUUACAGGUAUAAUAACUACACCGAGCAGUGUCCAGACUAUUUGCAAGACAAAUGGCAGAGAAAUGUAGGUUGCAGAUUUUCAAAGACUUACAUUGACCCUAAACAGAUUGGCACACUCAUUAUAAUACAUGUUAAUGGGUCAAGCAAGCAUGCUGCAAUCAAACCUCUUGAACAACUAUUUAAUCAAGAUACCAUUGAGAAAAUAAAUCCUCCUCGAAAUGUCACCAUAUCUUUAGAACAAAAUGACACCUUGGUCACAUGGGAAAAGCCAAUUUCUCCUUUGUCAAAGGCAUGGUUUUGUUAUGAAGUUAUCAUUCACAAUUUGAAGACAGGUACAAAUCAGCUAUCGAAAAGCACAUCUAAUGAUUUCAAAUUCAGGAUGGAUGUUACCAGUAGAUACUCCAUACAGAUAAGGGCUAAUCGUCAGUAUAAUGAAGGAUUUUGGAGCGAGUGGACUGACCCCCUUUUUAUUGGGGAGGAGCAGAAGAAAAAUCAAGUGGGUUGGGUUCUCAUCUUGGUUACAGUAACCACGUGUUUCAUCACACUGUUUAUUGCAAUGGCAUGCAAAAUGUGCCACUUAUGGAGUAGGUUAUUUCCACCAAUUCCAACACCUAAAAACAACUUAAAAGAUUUGUUUUCAGCAAAGGACUAUGAGAUAAGAUAUAACUUCUCCCUGGCCCCACAUCGAGAAUGCUAUACAAGAGCACGGACCUAUACAAGUGAAACAGAAACAGAGGUUGGAAGUUAUAUCGACGACCUUGGAAGUUACAACGAAGACCUUUAUUGUGAGGUUCUCGAAGACUCUGUCAUCUGA
Molecule: messenger RNA, 1384 nt
Organism: Alligator sinensis (Chinese alligator)
Lineage: Eukaryota; Metazoa; Chordata; Crocodylia; Alligatoridae
Gene: IL5RA
Product: interleukin 5 receptor subunit alpha
Exons: 12
Coding region: 80-1384 (434 amino acids)
Biological process (GO): cytokine-mediated signaling pathway; immunoglobulin mediated immune response
Cellular component (GO): membrane; external side of plasma membrane
Molecular function (GO): cytokine receptor activity; protein binding
Source: RefSeq, a predicted model, not a curated record